CUUCCCACCACCCCUUCUUAGCUUCUUUCCCUCUCUCCGGCUAUAUGGACCCCAAAUCUUGUGGCGUUAUGUCAGCACCGUCGUUAUUAGCCGGCGACUACUGUGACUUCCGCCGUGCUCCCACGGAGCUCGAUCUGGAAGUCGAAGAAUUCAUGAAGACUUGGAUGGCGGACGCACCGAACGAGGAACACGCCGACGACAACGACUUGAAACCUUGUAUGACGGAUCCGUUCAUCGGCAGCGGCGGCGGUGACGGUGGCGUUCCCUCCGCCUCCGCCUCCGCCGCUUUCCGAAACCCGGAUGUGGUGGUGACUACAUUUUCGACCUGUACUAGUGGAGUGACAGAUAAUAAUAAUAACAAUAUUAAUUAUAAUAAUAGUACUCAACAGCAGCAGCAGCAGCUUGUGUGCUCUCAGAACCUCACUCGCAACCAUUCAACUAUUGAUUCUCAAUCAUCCAUUUGUGGUACAGCUACUGUUGGAAGCCCAGUGUCUGCUAAUAAACCAAACGGCGGCAGAGGAAGUGAAGCCAAAGGAGGGACCACGUGCGGUUCCUCAUCACAUGAGGCGUCCGAUGAGGAUGAUGAGGCAGGUCCAUGUGAAGAAAGCACAAACCCUAUUGAUAUGAAGCGCCUCAGAAGGAAGGUUUCUAAUCGCGAGUCUGCUAGGAGGUCUAGAAGAAGGAAGCAAGCUUAUUUGACUGACCUUGAGUCUCAGGUUGAACAGCUGAGGUUGGAAAAUGCAACCCUGUACAAACAGCUUACAGAUGCUAGCCAACACUUUCGUGAUGCUGAUACAAAUAACCGAGUUCUUAAAUCAGAUGUCGAAGCUUUGAGAGCUAAGGUGAAAUUAGCGGAGGACAUGGUUGCUCGAAGCUCUUUCACUAAUCUGAACAACCAGCUAAUCCAGAAUCAGCGGGGUCAGAUGAACAGCAACAAUAAUUUGCGGCGCGUGGCACAUGUUUCGCCAACCAUUACUGUCCAUGGAAAUGACUCCUCAUAUGGAAGCUGCAUCACUAGUGUUGAUGGACAAAACUCAGCCCAUCUUGGAGGACUUGCCAGAAACUUGGACAUAACUAAUAAUAAUAAUAAUAACAACUAUAGUGAUUAUAAUGCAGUCAUAAGCGAUGCUGUAAGCUCUGUCACUAACUUAUGGCCAUGAUGAGUUUGUGCUUAAUAAAUGUUUCUAGACAAAAGUAUAGAUAUACUAGAACCGUAGAACCAAGGGGAUGGAAACAAUAUAAAAAGUUGUGUUUGUCCCUCGUUAUUUCUAGCUUAAGACCAGAAUAUUUUACUUUUGUCUAUAUAUAUAUGAGUUUAAUUUUGAUGCAUAUAUAUCUUUUUCUAAUUAGUUUUGUGUUGAGAUAAUUAAUUAGCAAAUAGAACUUUAAGAGUUUCGACCAGAUAUACUCUCUUGUAGUAAUGAAACUAGUUACAUCCAAAUUAAUGU
Arachis stenosperma is the source of this 1448-nucleotide messenger RNA. RefSeq names its product basic leucine zipper 9-like. NCBI's taxonomy places the organism in Eukaryota, Viridiplantae, Streptophyta, Magnoliopsida, Fabales, Fabaceae. Gene Ontology annotation, biological process: regulation of DNA-templated transcription. The record is from RefSeq and is a predicted model, not a curated record. The coding region runs from base 45 to 1160 and encodes 371 amino acids. The transcript is spliced from 6 exons. Gene Ontology annotation, molecular function: DNA-binding transcription factor activity.